Molecule: messenger RNA, 3577 nt
Organism: Poecilia reticulata (guppy)
Lineage: Eukaryota; Metazoa; Chordata; Actinopteri; Cyprinodontiformes; Poeciliidae
Source: RefSeq, a predicted model, not a curated record
CACACACACACACACACACACACACACACACACACACACACACACACACACACCAGCCUCCUCCUCCCUCUCCCCUUUGCUGCUUCUAUAAUUCAGAUUCUGUCAUGCUUGUUCCAGACUGCUGGCUCCAGCCCCCCACCGCCUCCCUCCUCUUCCUCCUCUUCCUCCUCUUCCUCCUCCUCUUUCUCUCCUGGAGAAAAAAAAGAGAAAAGCUUUGGAGAGAAAGAAAAAAAGCUCUUUGAGGGACAAAGCUGACAGAACCGCACACAGACAAACACAGCGAGAGAAAACUAAACGGAAAAUGUUGAAGCUCUCUCUCUCUUUUUCUCUCUGUCUCUCUCUCUCUCUCUCUCUUUUUCUCUCUCUCUCUUUUUCUCUCUGUCUCUCUCUCUCUCUCUCUCUUUUUCUCUCUCUCUCUUUUUCUCUCUGUCUCUCUCUCUCCAUUCCUCCUACUCAUCAGAUUCUGAAUUUUAUUCCUGCUUUUCUGGACCGAUUUAACAAACAGGAACUACGUUUCCCAUGAUGCUGCUGGGCUGUUAACGCUGACCUCUGACCUCUGGAGGCUGGUUCAUCUCCAUCCAUGUUCCCCACAGCCUGAUGCUGCCACCACCAUGUUCCACCGUGGGCCCAGCGCAGCAUCGCUGAUCAAACUUGGCCUCAGGACCUCGGAGCGAAACGUUCCCGUCUCCGGUGACUCCAGGUUUUUCCUCGCUCCGCUAUAACAGAGCCUCUAAUCACAGAGAGGAAAACUGGAGCUGCACUGGCCUCUACAGGUUCAGCGCAGGUUACUGCAGUCAGUCCGCGGGGCUCCUGGUCCGGAACCACCUGCUGGGGCCACAGACGCUUCCUGCUGCCGCGGCGCCGCCCUCACCUGCCGGACGUCCCGGCUGUGACGGUGAGCAGGAGGCAGACCCCUUGAUGCGUUCAGGCUCCGGUCAGGAUGUCAAGAUGUAGAUUCGUCACUUCCCUCUGAACGCAGAAACGUUUCCAGGAAGAGAGGAACCACUUCCGGUCUAACAUUCCUGCCGUUUCCUGGACCAAACACACAUUUCCUGUCAAAUCACGUCAUCCGUAAAUUAACAGAGUUAAAAUACAAACCAUUUAGCGCGAGAGUAUUAAUAUUUCAUAAUCUUCCUCCAGAUCCUCUGAGUUUCCUCAACUUUUCUCUCCGGAUCUCAGAUCAAGUUUCCCUGAAAUCCGUCGAUCCUGUCAGGCUGGAUUUGAAUAGUUCAGAGGAGCCGCAAGCCGCUGAUUGGUCCGCAGGGAGCGCUGCUUUGAGCGCGCGGCUGUCUGUCAGCGGAACGCUGGCCGCUGAUUGGCCGGUUGCCGCGGCGGGGGGGGCAGGGGGGGGCUCAGUGCGGGGUAUAAACGCAGCCUCAGCCUCCUGAGCGGCUGGAAUUGACUGCUGGUCCUCAGCGGCGCCGCGGCGUCUCCGAUGUUUCCACUCGCAGCUGACUGGAGCAGCUCAGCCAGAACCGAGCCCGAGCAGUGACAGGCGGUUCCGGAGCCGGAUGGAGGUGGACCGCGGCGCCAUGGACUGCGCCGUGGACGCGCAGAGCCUGAUCUCCAUGUCCCUGAUGAAGAUCCACAGCUCCAGGACGCAGCGCGGCGGCAUCAAGCUGCACAAGAACCUGCUGGUGUCCUACGUGCUGCGCAACGCGCGCCAGCUCUACAUCAGGGAGAAGUACGCGGAGAUCUACCGGAUGCAGCAGUACGAGGAGGUGAUGGCGGUGUGCAGCGGGAUCCAGGAGCUGGAGCCGCUGGAGCCGCUGGAGCCGCUGGAGCCGCAGGGCGCGGAGGACGCGGAGCCGGAGCAGCCGGGACGCGCCGCGGGCUGCGGGGACGAGAGCCGGGCGGCGGGCGGCCGGGAGCCGCCGGAGCCGCCGUACUACCGGAGCUGCUGCAUGGAGGACCAGUUCUCCCAGAACUGCAACAAAACCACCGUGCUGGACCUGGACACGCACGUGGUGACCACGGUGGAGAACGGCUUCCUGCACCAGGACUGCUGCUGCGCCGCCGCCGCCGCGCCGCAGUGCGCGCCGGGCGCCGCGGCCAGGAAGCGGAAGGUGGACUCCGCCGGCUGCUCGCCGGACGCGGAGGAGCCGUCGGACUACACGGCGGGGCGGAAGCGGUUGAAACGGGAGGAGUGCUCCGGCGCGGACGCCUCCAACAUCUCCAACCUGAUCUCCAUCUUCGGCUCCGGCUUCUCGGGGCUCCUGAGCCGCCAGGCCGACCUGGAGCAGGUCUGCAGCAAGCAGGCGCUGGCCAGCCUGGGCGCCUGGACCCGGGCCAUCGUGGCGUUCUGAGCCGCCGCUUCGUGACGACGGACGGACCGUUUCGUACCAUGUCCGACGCGCUGAUUUUGUAACAUUUUUAUUUCGUCAUAAAUGUUCCGAUGUUCGGUUGGUUCUGAUCUGGUUCGGUUCGGCAGAAUCAGCUGUUUCAUGCCCGGGUACGAAACGGAACGAGCACGACGGAAGGGAGACCGGGCUCAGCUGUUCUGUGUGGGAACUUUUCAGAGGCGGCUCCAGAGUUUACAAGGUGGGGGACCCGGGGCCCCUGGGGGGGCCGGGGGUCGUUUUGCACAUCCUCCACUCUUCUUCUUCUUCUUCUUCUUCUUCUUCUUCUUCUUCUGCGCCCCAUUUCUAUAGUUACACAGUAAAACAUGAGCAGCAAUAAUUUGGUUCAUUUUAAACCAAAUAAAGAGAAAAAUGUGGAUAGUCAUGUUUUCACCGCCUCAUUCCUACAUUUAUAAACGUCAGAAUUUUAAACUGAAUAUUAAAUCAACAAGCUGAAUAUUUAACUUUCAAAUAAAACUUUCAGUUUUUGAACUGGAUAUUCACCUCCAAAUUAAAUAUUUAGCCAUAUUUUCAUCAAGUUAUUCCUACAUUUAUGUCAAAGUUGCAAACUGAAUAUUUACAAACUAAACGUAGGAACAACAUGGCGUCAUUGUUGGCGUUUUGCUGUGUGGCUGUAGACAUGUCUGCUGAUCCGACAGGAAGUGACACGUUUGCAGGUUUCAGGCCGAGUCGGCCAUCUUGUUUCGCCUGACAUCAGCAGAUCCAGUCCGGUCCAGGUUUUACCUCAGAGCAGUGGGUCUCAACGGAACCAGGAAGUGGAGGAUGCAGCUGAGCCUGGCCUCUGAACUGGGUCAGAACUGGGUCAGAACUGCGUCAGUACCUGGUCAGAACCGGGUCAGAACUCCUGUUGCCUCACCCCUGAGGCUCGCUGAGCGUUUUCAGCAGCGUGUUGGAGAAACAGACUCCGGAUCUGAAACGUGGUUUUGUUUCCAUCAUGGCCGCCGUUCUGCAGAGUGCCGGCUCGGUUCCGUGGAUCCGAACGUUGUGGGAACGGAUCAGAACUCGUCCUUUUGUUUUAGAAAGGGAAGCUCCUGGUUUCAGCUCCGCCCAGCUUUAUGAGCACUAUGUGUACCAAACGGAGAACUCAGCCAGUCUCCACAUAUUUUCUUUUCUUAUUCUUGUAUUUUUGUGCUUGAUAAAUUGUUUAUCUCCGGGUCAAACUGUUCAAGAAAGUAUUUGUUAAAAAAUUUAUAAUCUUAAUAAAAAAUAAAAUUGAA